AUGGUUUGUACGAACGGCUCGGAAGGUUCGAAUGGUUCGUACGGAUCGGACGAUUCAGACGGUUGUACGGUGCUGACGGUUUGGACGGUUCGUACGGAUCGAACGGUUCAGACAGUUCACGGUUCGAACGGUUCGUACCGAUCGGAUGAUACAGACAGUUCGUACGGAUCGGGCGAUUCAGACGAUUUGUUCGGUUCGGAAGGUUCGUAUGGAUUGUACGAUACAGGCGGUUUGAACGGAUCGGACGAUUCAAACGGUUCGUACGGGUCGGACGAUUCCGAAAGUUCUUACGGUGCGGAUAGUUCGUAUGGUUCGAACGGUUUGAACGCUUCGAAUGAUUCGUACUAUUCUGACGGCUCGUACGGAUUGGACGAUACAGACGGUUCGUACGGAUUGAACUAUUCGGACGGUUUGGACUAUUCGUACCGAUUGGAUAAUACAGCCAGCUCUUACGGAUCGGACGAUUCAAACGGUUCGAAUGGUUCGUACAGAUCAGACGAUUCGUACGGAUCGAAUGAUUCAAACGGUUCGCACGGAUCGGUCGAUUCAGACGGCUCGUAUGGUGCGGAUAUUUCGUGCGGUACGAACGGUUUGAACGCUUCGAACAAUUCGUACUAUUCUGACGGUUCAGACGGUUCGUACGGUUUGGACGGUUCGUACCGAUCGAACAAUACAGACAGUUUGACCGGCUCGAAUGGUUCGUACGGAUCGGACGAUUCAAACGGAUCGAACGAUUCAGCCGGUUCGUACGGCAUUGACGGUUUGGACGGUUCGUACGGAUCAGACGACGGUUUGUACGGAUCGGAUGGUUCAGACGCUACAGAAAGUUUGUACGGACCGGACAAUUCAAACUGUUCGUACGGGUCGGACGUUCGUACGGUGCGGGUAGUUCGUACGGUUCAAACAGUUUGA
This is a messenger RNA of Uranotaenia lowii, 912 nucleotides long. RefSeq lists its product as uncharacterized. The record is from RefSeq and is a predicted model, not a curated record. The coding region runs from base 1 to 912 and encodes 303 amino acids. Lineage: Eukaryota; Metazoa; Arthropoda; Insecta; Diptera; Culicidae. The transcript is spliced from 5 exons.